AAAAUAGUGAGGAAUAUUUUUGUGCAAUUUAUUUCCAAUAAAUUAGAGUAAAAUUUUUCAUAUUUAGGCACCGGAGUAACUGGAACUUAAAAUUAAUAUUGCAGCAAUCAUUCAGUAUCGUCCGCGAUGAAGCGGAAGUACAAUUAUCCGAAUGUGACGAAUGUGGCACAGAUUCUGGCCAACCGCAACUACAGCGAUAUCGAGCACAUCGUCAAAAAUCGGCUGAAAACUGCUCCACAGUUUAUCGACAAGAUCGAACUAGAGGCAGAGCUAAAGGGACACAACGGUUGUGUGAAUUGUUUAGAAUGGAGUGAUAAUGGCCGCCUGUUGGCUUCCGCUUCCGAUGACUUUCAUGUGAUGCUUUGGGAUCCAUUCACUCACAAGCAGAUACUGGAUUUGCAAACUCCGCAUGAUGGAAACAUUUUCUCGGUCAAAUUCUUGCCUAAGCGGAACAAUUCCGUGCUGUUGACUGGUGCCGGUGAUUGUCGGAUGUUUGUGUUUGACAUCAAUCGCGGAAACGAUCAGCCCAUUCGGAAGUGUAUCUGCCAUGGGCAACGGAUAAAACGCUUGGCUACGACGCCGAAGCACACGAACCUGUUUUGGUCCGCGGCGGAAGAUGGCAAGGUGCUGCAGCAUGAUAUGAGAACGGCCCACGCUUGCCGGGCCAACGAUGCCAAUGUGCUGAUCAAUCUGAAAAACCACAUCAACGAGAUGCCGGAGGUAAAGUGCAUUUCAAUCAAUCCGCACCGCCCGGAACAGAUGGCAAUCGGGGCGAACGAUUGCUACGCGAGGAUCUACGAUCGACGGAUGCUGUCGCUGAUGAAGUUCAGCGCCAAUGUGGAUGCCAAGCCGAACGAGCAUGACACGGAUAACGUUAAGCGCGAGGGAUGCGUCCAGUACUACUGUCCCGGUCAUCUCAGCCGUAACAAAGACACCGUGUACUCAAUCUUCAAUCAGAAAGCCAUCACCUAUCUUACGUUUAGCCCGGAUGGUACGGAGCUACUAGUGAACAUGGGCUCCGAGCAAAUCUACCUGUACGACUUGAACCACCCUCGGGAACCGGUGUUUUUACAAUUACCGAAAUUCACCGAACCUAUCAACGGUACCAACGGAACGACUGUGAAAAAUGGAGAAAAGGUAAAACACAAACUUCCACCGGAGGUGGAACACAUGAAAAAGGAAGGCAAUGUCAACCUGGAGAAGGAGAAAUAUCUACAGGCGAUCCAGCAGUACACGCUGGCCAUUCGGAAGGCAAAGGAAAAGGAUUGCUCCAUUCUGUAUCUGAACCGGGCCACGGCACUUAUGAAAAGAAACUGGUACGGCGACGUGUACGCAGCGGUCCGCGACUGCCAUCGGGCUCUGCGCCUGGAUCCACACUACGUAAAGGCUCACUUCCGGUUGGCGCGGGCCCUGCUCAAACUGGGUCAACUGCAGGAUGCUUCGGCUUGCUUGACAGAACUGAUCAAACGGUUUCCCUCCUAUGCGAAAAAUCACGGCGUGCUGAUGCUGGACAAGGACAUCGAAGCCGAGCUGGAUAAGCAACGCCAACGGCAGCGGGAACGACCGCAGGAGUCCGAUUCCGACCAGUUUUCAGUGAAUGAAUUGGCAUGGCGCGCUGCUGCAUUGGACUAUCAGGACCGGUUUGUCGGACACUGCAAUACUAAGACCGAUAUCAAGGAGGCAAACUACUUUGGAGACUCGAAUUACAUUGUGGCCGGUUCCGACGACGGCAAUUUCUUCAUCUGGGAUCGCGACAGCGGUAUGAUCUCUUCCAUCUACCAAGCGGACGAACUGAUUGUGAACUGUGUGCAACCGCAUCCGUAUGUGUGCCUGCUGGCAACAAGCGGAAUCGAUCACGAGGUACGCCUCUGGUCACCGCAACCGUUCGAGAAGGUUCCGGUAAAACAUCGGGUGGACGUCGUGGAGGGUACGGUCAACGAGAACCAGAACCGAAUGCAGUCGGAUCCGUUCGACUCGUUGGCACCGGAUCAGGCGAUGUGCCGAGCUAGUUAGCUUUUGAUUUCUGGCCCAACCAAUGUGAUUGAGUGUUGUAGGAUUAUUAAAUUAUUUGCUAUGGUACGAUUUUUAUACAGCUGAGCGCAGCAUACAUGGCAGACGAGAACGAGACACAGCUGGAUCCGUUACAUACCCACGAAUUAUAUACCUACUGUUACAUAACUAAGCAUCUAAUAACACUUCAAGAAAUGCAAAUAGUCAACCACGGGAAUUGUGCACUGAGAUCACGUGGAAAUUUUAUGUAGUUGAGGCAAAUUUGCCAAUAUAUUGAAAGCAGAAUGCAUAGUUGCACGCAAUAUACAAAUUAACAGUUUCCCUAAUGACAGAUAGAAUAUUAUUUUUCAGUUUGGUUUGCUCCCCAGGCCGAUGGAAGUCGUACUAGUGCUAAAAUUGUUUGUGAUUAUUUUUUUGAAUUUUAUGCUGAGUUCGUAUCGGCAUCAGAAUCAAGUUUAUUUUCAGAUUUUUUUUUAUUAAGAUUUAAAAAAAUAUCAUCUCACUUUUGUUCUUCGUUCGAACUCAAUAGAUUGUUGAACUACUUAACAAAUAGACUCGUGUUCUUAUCAGUUGCAUAUAACGG
Messenger RNA from Ochlerotatus camptorhynchus, 2593 nucleotides. Its product is annotated as WD and tetratricopeptide repeats protein 1-like. Gene Ontology annotation, biological process: negative regulation of fatty acid biosynthetic process. Gene Ontology annotation, molecular function: protein binding. The record is from RefSeq and is a predicted model, not a curated record. Lineage: Eukaryota; Metazoa; Arthropoda; Insecta; Diptera; Culicidae. The transcript is spliced from 8 exons. Gene Ontology annotation, cellular component: Cul4-RING E3 ubiquitin ligase complex; cytoplasm. The coding region runs from base 127 to 2013 and encodes 628 amino acids.